Messenger RNA from Fusarium pseudograminearum CS3096, 3312 nucleotides. RefSeq lists its product as uncharacterized. The record is from RefSeq and is a predicted model, not a curated record. Bases 1 to 3312 code for a protein of 1103 amino acids. The transcript is spliced from 11 exons. NCBI's taxonomy places the organism in Eukaryota, Fungi, Ascomycota, Sordariomycetes, Hypocreales, Nectriaceae.
AUGGGCUACCUGUAUCUGCGUCGAGGUAGCAGGCAGAGGGUGGUCCUACUGGUCAUCGGCAUUCUGGUAUCAUUCGGGCUGGUAAUGCACACUUGGCCAUUUUAUUCCUCAUCGACUAGGUUCAAAUCGUCCUUUUCGACUUUGCCAAUAGAGCGGGCGGGAAAUACAUCGGGGCUAAUGCAUCAUCUAUGGGAGCCUUUUCUUCACGACAUCAAUGCUACUCACUUUGUCACGAGAGAAGGUUACCAGUACACGAUCAAAGAGAGCAAUCAUCGCUGGAGGGAGCCUUUGAAGAAGAAGUUGCUCAUUCUGGACGUGGACACUCGGCUUGACACAGGCGCUGGCACCCUCUUGAACAAAUCACCAUUAAACCCCAGCGAACUGACAGGGAGGUCGGGUGGGAUGAUGAACCACUAUCUCUACGCUAUGAUCCACGGUUAUGACUAUCAGUUCAUUCGAGCUCCCGACUAUUACAAACGACAUGGAACAUGGGUAAAGGUCCCUAUGAUCAAGCAGGCACUUGGGACUUAUGAAACUGUUGUGUUUCUCGAUGCGGAUGCUGUCUUUGUGUAUCCUGAGAUUCCCUUUGAAUGGUUGAUGAGUCUGUGGAACAUUACGGAUGAGACCCUAGUCGCCAUGUCCAACGACCCAGAUAGUCCGAGAAAUCGUGAUGGAAAAGGUUUGGUGAUGAUGAACACAGGCUUCAUCAUUGCUCGACAAAGCACCCGAACCCUGAGCCUCUUCCACGAUUGGAAUCAGUGCCCGACAGAGACGAAAUAUGAAGGUUGCAAAAGGUGGAUGAAGGAUUGGGCACACGAGCAAGCAGCCUUCUCCAAUCAUGUCCGCUACGACUAUUCAACAGAUGACGUACGCACGAUUCCACGCAAGGAUGGAAAUGGAGGCGACGGGGUUUUUAUUCGUCAUAAUUGGUUUCAUAAGGAUUCUCCUGCGAAAGAUUUGCGUCAGCUACUUCUUGAUAUACUGUCCCUUUCUUGCCAAGAACGGUUCAACGCUCGAAUCGCCACAUUCCCUGAAAUUCGGAACUAUUUAGAUCUUCAGUAUGUCACCCAUCUACCGUCAAUAGCCAGUCGGAGCGCCACAAGAUCAACGACGCUCAAAUCCGCCUCGUCUGGUCCCGACUCGAAUCGAAAUGCUCCUCCAGGGGUUGUCCCUGACUACAACCACCCUGAGGAUGUAUACUGGACGCUCAAUAUCGUUUUGGCAGUGAUCUGUGUAUUUUUUACCACGGCUUUCUUUCUCGUACGAGUUUUUGUCAAGCGUACAAUUAAUCGCAAUAUAGGGGUUGAAGAUUGUUUGUGUAAUUAUGUAUUGUACAACGGUCUUGAUGAGUACAUAGUGGCCCGAUAUGGAGCAGGUUACCAUGCUUGGGAGAUACGCAAACCGGAAUACUACAAUUGGCUCAAGUGGUUCUACGCCAGCACCGUUGUGUAUAUCCCCGCCUCCUUCUUCACCAAAGCGACCAUCCUCCUCCUCAUGGCACGAGUCUUUGCUGUCGAACCCCGAGUCUCCAAGGGAAUUCGAAUAUUCAUCUGGGCAUUACUGGUUGCAUACGUCCCAAUCCAAAUAUUGCGAAUCGUCAAUUGUUAUCCUAUCCGAACAUAUUGGGAUCCCAAAGUCCACAACGCCCAUUGCCUCAACCAACGAAAGAUAUUCUUUUCGGAUUUGUCGCUAUCAAUCGUUACCGAUCUCAUCAUUCUUCUUGCGCCGAUACCGUUGACAUGUCGACUUAAUUUGUCUGUCGGGAAGAGGAUCAAGAUUGUGUUGCUUCUGGGAGCUGGAGGGAUUGCGACGGCUCUCACACUCUUUCGAGUGGUUAAAGCCGUUGACUUUCUUAACUCUGACGACAUCACAGUGGAUUAUACUCCAAUUGCCAUUCUAACGAAUCUUGAAAUAACUAUUGGUUUCGUUUGCGCCUGCUUACCUUCACUCAAUAUGGUGAUUGAGCAUCAUAUUCGAAGACGAAGACGACAACGAGAAACCCAAACCGACCGCCGCGACCGAUCACGAGCCUCCAUGAUUAAAAGACAUUUCAGGUGGAUGAGUUCCACCACACAUGCAUCUCCACCACCAUCUCGACCUCCAAACAGAGCUUCAGGUGGAAUGAUUGACCUGGACGUGGAAAUGGCCAUGUUGACAGGUCAACCUGUACGGUUACGGUCAGAGAGAUUGAGUAGCACCGAGUCUAUUGGACUUCGGCCACUUGGUCAUCGACUUAAUUCAGGAGAUGGAAGACGAGAGGGAUGGUUAUCCCAAGGUCAGGACGAUCAAGACGAGUUGCAUGAUAACCUCUGGGCUACCAUGUUUGACUUGGUCGAUGUGUUGGCCAUCAAAUUUGCAGUGUCGUUGGUUAAACUUGCCUCUACUAAACAGAAUACUCAUGAGGCGAUUCUGGGAAUUCUAGUGUACGGUGGUCUCAUCACCGAUCUUCGAGGAGAUGUUCGACAAUUCUACGGCAUCGACGGAAAUGACAACCGAGACUGUUUUGCAGGGUGUUGCAAGCCUUGCUGCACUCUCAUCCGGGUCGAGAACGAAAUCAUAGGGCGAGAAAAGUGCCGAAAGCCCAGCGACUCCAGUGGGUACACUUCUCAACCUCCAAUGAGUUCAUCGUCAAGUUCUUCAAGUUCAGCUUCGAUAGUCUGCAUCGAGUCACCAUGUUCCGAUUCAGAGAGUGACGAGUGCCUUCCAUGCAUCCCUGAGGACCAAUCUGAGAAAUGUCCCUCAACUCGGAACAGCCGCCGUAGCAGCAAGAAUCGGCAGCGCUCGAUUGCCCUGGAUCCUGUUGCACCAACCGAUGCGACGCUUGUUCACGACCACGACCUUGAUAAAGACCCAAUGGGACCGACACCCCAUCUUCACGAUCACGACCUUGGCCAAGACCCAAAGGGACCGGCCCUUCAUCUUCACGGGAACCACAGGUUGAGCAAAGACGUGACCACUACUGCAUCCUAUCCACCCUCAAUUCACCAACUUCGAACCGAUACCAAGGCAUCGGCCAGUCCACCUGCAAUUCUCCGACACGAUCUUUUCGACGACGCUACGACAUCUACUAGUCAGCACAGCAAACAUGACCUUGGUUUCGAUCAAGUCAAUACCUAUCGAGCCAGUCCAGAACAUCAAAUCCAUCAGGAUGAGAUAGUCCCAGGAGCGUUCCCUUCAUCGUCCCACGAUUUGGGCCAAGACCUAGCCAGCGACCAGGCCAGAUCAGCUCACCCACAUGGGCUUGGAGAGGAUGAUGAAGUUACAAGGAGGCCAACGAACCAUGGUCUACACCAUCUUCACGAGGAUAAAUGA